Molecule: messenger RNA, 1704 nt
Organism: Rotaria sordida
Lineage: Eukaryota; Metazoa; Rotifera; Eurotatoria; Philodinida; Philodinidae
Source: the annotation of a GenBank genome assembly
AUGUUAAUCGACGAACAAAAUGUCGAUGAAAUAAUUACAACAAUUCGAACACUUCAUCAAACGAGUAUUGAUCAACGACGUUAUGAUUUAACUGAAUAUCUUAUUGAAUUUUUUCAAUUAAUUAAACAAGAUCAACAAAUAAAUUUAUCAAAUACAUUUCAUUUAUUAACAAAUCUUUUACGUGAUUAUGUUGAUCGUGCUGCAUUAAAAAUUGAAUUUCUUAAAGCAAAAUGUUUAGAAAUAAUUUAUGAAAUAUUAAUUAAUGAAACAAAUAAUGAAAAUAAUAUUAUAUCAAUUAUUCAAUUUAUUUCUGAACUUCUUAUUAAUUCAGAAAAUGUUCAAGAAAAAUUUCUUGAUUUUAAUGGUUAUGAAAAAAUAUUUCAUUUUCUUGAUCAUGUACAUUCACCAACAAUAGAUUUUAUAAAUCAAUUACUUAUACUUAUGACAGAAAAAACUUCAUUACAAAUUGAUAAUUCAUUAACACCUGUUGAUAUAUUAGUUCAUUUUAUUAAUCCACAUAUAGCUGUUAUAUUAAUACAUUGGAUACCACAUAUAAUAGAUAUAUCUCAUCAACAUCAUAUUAUACAUUCAAUAAAUAUAAUUGUAUCACGUUCAUUACAAAAUAAAAUGAUGGCUUGCUCAAAUAAUAUUAUUUAUUCUUUAAUUAAUAUACUUUUUUUCAAUAAAUUUAAUGAUAAAAUUUUACUUGAUAAUAUUUUUUCAAUAUUAGAAAAAUUAGCACGUUUUUCAAUAAAUACAAAAGAAAUUCGUCAUAUUUGUCAAUUAUUUAAUGAAAAUACACCAUUUAAAAAACAAUUAUUACGUAUUUUAAUUACAGCAGCUAAACAUGAUGAUCCUGAUACACAAACAAUAUCAUCAUAUUUUGAUUUACAAAGAGCAAAUAGUGGAAUUAUUUUACCAGUUAUACGUCGUUGGCCAUCAAUAUCAUCUUCAUCUUUACAUUUUUCAUUUCAUUGUUGGUUAAGACUAAAUCAUGAAUUAGAAAGUUAUUCAUAUGAUGUUCGUCGUCAAAUUUAUUCAUUUUAUUCAGAUUCUAUUGGUCUUGAAUCUUUUAUACGCAAUUCAUCAAUAUAUGUAUUAGUUAAUGAUCGUCGUGAACUUGCAUAUAUUGAAAUAAAUGAUUGUGAUGAAUUAAUGGAUGGUUGUUGGCAUUCAUUAACAAUUAUUCAUACAGCACAACGACCCUCAUUAUUUGUUGCUGCAUUUCAAGCAGUAUCAACAUGUUAUUUAACAGUUUAUAUUGAUGGUUUAUUAAAAAAACAAAUAAAAGAUUUUAAAUAUAUACCUUUAAUUCAAGAUCCAAUAAGUUUAGCUUCUAUUGGUGCACCUAGUCAACGACCACGUUUAUUAACAAUGAAUGCAAAAAAUGAUUCAUUACAUAUAUCAACAACAAUUGCUAAAACAAUGCAACCAUUUAAAGGUUUAUUUUCAUCAAAACCUAAAACACCGAAUAUACGUCCAGAAAAUCAAUUACUUAAUGGACAAAAUAAUGUAAUCAUAAUUGAACCUAAUAGUCAAGAUGCUAUUUUUGGAGAAUCGAGUAGUUUAUAUGGACAAUUAGCUUCUAUUUGGAUUUUAGCAGAAACAUUAAAUGAAGCACAAGUUAAACAUUUACAUUCAAUGGGUAAUACUUGCAUUUUUAAUUUAAAACCAAAAAAAAAAAAAGAAAAAAUUAGAAUUUGA